GCUCUCUGCUCCCUCCUCUCUCCGAGCGCUUCUCUCUCUGUGUCUCUGCUUCUCCUCAGCUCCGAUCCGGCUCCAGCCCUUUCGUCCUGGUGAAACUUUAACCUCGGUCAUCGCCGCUCGCGGGGUUCCGUUUACCGCCCCCCCGCCUUCCCCCGGCUCCGCAGCAUCCUCGCAGCCGCCCACAGAAGCAGUUCUUCGAUAACAGUGGAAUGAGGAUUGACCGGACGCAGAGAUGAGUUGGUGUUGACGUUGCAGAUUUCGAUCAGGUUUAACGGACUCUCCCUCCUUCUCCGCGAUGGAGGACCCCCCCACCCCGUCCACCUCCUCCCCACCUCCCCCCUCCUCCCCCUCCGCCUCCUCCGCCCUCGUGUUCCGCGUGAACAGACCCGUGUACGAUGAGGAAAAACUCGAGUCCCAGCUCCACAAGAAGGACACGCCCUCGGUGACGAUCAAACAGAGGAUCUCUCAGCAGUGUCAGUGCUCGGCGCAGAGAGCCCGGGCGCUCGUCUUCAGUCUGCUCCCCGUGCUGUCGUGGCUGCCGUCGUAUCCCUUCAAACAGUACAUCUUCUCAGACGUGGUGUCCGGACUCAGCACUGGAGUGGUGCAGCUGCCUCAGGGUCUGGCGUACGCUCUGCUGGCAGCUGUUCCUCCGGUCUACGGCCUCUACUCGUCCUUCUACCCCGUGCUGCUCUACACUUUCUUUGGCACGUCUCGGCACGUCUCAGUGGGUACUUUUGCGGUGAUCAGUCUGAUGAUCGGGGGCGUGGUGGUGCGAGAGGCUCCAGACUCCGACUUCUACAUCCCGGCGAACGGGACAAACAUGUCCGCCGUCCUGGACGAAGUGGCCAGAGACGCUCGCAGGGUCCAGGUGGCCAUGGUCUUCACCACCAUCACCGGAACCAUACAGAUUGUCUUGGGGUUGUUGAGGUUUGGUUUCGUGUCGAUCUACCUCUCUGAGCCUCUGGUCCGGGGCUUCACCACAGCGGCGGCGGUUCACGUGGUCGUGUCUCAGCUCAAAUAUCUCCUCGGGGUGAAAACGCGCAGAUACAGCGGCGCCCUGUCCGUCGUCUAUAGUUUGAACGCGGUCUUCAGUAAAAUCACAGAGACGAAUAUUCCGACUCUGCUGCUGGGCGUGUCGUGUCUGGUGUUCCUGUACAUCAUUAAAGAUCUGAACGAGCGCUUUAAGAAGAAGCUGCCCAUCCCCAUCCCCGGGGAGAUCAUCGUCGUGAUCGUCUCCACGGGCGUCACCUACGGCAUGUCCCUGUCCCAGCUGCACCAGGUCGACAUCGUGGGGCACAUACCAACAGGGCUGAGUGCUCCAGCUCUCCCAGACUUCUCCCUGGUUCCAAACCUGAUCACAGACGCCUUCGCCGUGGCCAUCGUGGGCUACUCCAUGGGCAUCUCUCUGGCCAAGAUCUUCGCUCUGAAACACGGGUACACAGUGGACGGCAACCAGGAGCUGCUGGCGUACGGCCUGUGUAACUUCAUCAGCUCGUUCUUCCAGACCUUCGCAGUGACCUGCUCCAUGUCCAGGAGCCUGGUCCAGGAGAGCACCGGAGGAAAGACUCAGAUUGCUGGGCUGCUGGCGUCUCUGGUCGUGCUGCUCGUGGUCGUGGCCAUUGGGUUUGUGUUCGAGCCUCUGCCUCAGACGGCGCUGGCGGCCAUCAUCAUGGUGAACUUGUUGGGGAUGUUCAGACAGUUCAGGGACAUUCGUCACCUGUGGAGGACGUCCAGGAUCGAGCUGAGCAUCUGGGUGGUGGCCUUCGUCUCCUCGGUUCUGCUCGGACUGGACCUGGGUCUCCUGGUCUCCAUCGCGUUCGGGAUCCUCACCGUCGUCUACAGAACUCAGCAUCCUCACUCUUCAGUCCUGGGCCAGGUUCCUGACACGGCCCUGUACCUCUCUGUGGACCAGUACGAAGAGGCGUCUGAGGAACAGGGAGUGAAGAUUUUCCAGUUCGGCUCCUCCAUUUACUUCGCCAACAGUGACCGCUACGUCUCCAGCCUCAAGGAGCAGACCGGAGUGAGUCCAGAGCAGAUCCAGUAUUUGAGAAAAGUGCAAAAGAAGAAAAUGAAGAAGUCGAAAGAGAAUCACACUCUGGUGGUUUGCGCCAACGAGGAGAGAGGCGUGAGCCAUGAGCUGGUGCCAAAUCACCACAGCCAAGACAAAGAGGAGGAACAGGUGAACGGACAGGUGAAAGGGCAGGUGAACGGACAGGUGAAGGGCCAGUCGACAGGUGCAGACACAGACUCGGAGGAGGCGGUUUUCAUCCAGACUUUGUCCUCUCCGGUCCACUCCAUCGUCCUGGACUGGAGCUGUGUGGGCUUCAUCGACUCAGUGGGAGCUAAAGCCGUCAAACAGGUCAUAAAGGAAUAUGCAGCCGUGGAUGUUUCGGUGGUUAUAGCCGGAUGCAACAGCAGCGUCCUGGACGAGCUGGAGCGAUUACAGUUCUUCACGGAAAUGAAAAGAAGCAUAUUUUUCCCCACGGUCCACGACGCCGUUUUACACUGUCGGAAUUUCAACACGAGUCUCGGCGCGUCUCCGGAAACGUGUGUCUGAAAUCCAGCACUGCCCACACUGGAGAUUUAAAGCCACACUGUGUAACUUUUCUGUCGCCAUGGAGAUGUUAUAUCGCUUUGCCUCGAAUGUCCCCAAGGUACCCAGGCCAAGUUACGCGUCAGAUCUGCGGAGAGGCGGCCCCGGUCUUAAAAAGAACAGAUGAUAAAAGGCCGUGGAGUCGAGCGCAGCAGCGGAAAAGUUACACAGUGCAGCUUUAAAUGGGCGUUUUCUUAUCGGUGUGAUGUUUUUGUAGUUUGAGACACUCCGAAGUCACAGCUCAGUUUAUUUUUGUACAGUUCAAACGUGACAUUCCUGAAGCCUUAAACCUGCUCCUGCUGUAAAACUCUUUCUCUUUGUUCACUACAACUGUUCACGACUGUGAAUUAUUCUGGUUUCCAAAAACGAAAAGAGCAAAGCAAAACAUUUCAGGUACGAGUUUAUUUUGUAGCACUAAGAUACGACAUUUUGUGUGUUUUGAACGCAGGACUGAACCAGGACUAAACCAGGACUGAACCAGGACUAAAACCAGGACUGAACCAGGACUAAAACAAGACUGAACCAGGACUAAACCAGGACUGAACCAGGACUAAACCAGGACUAAAACAAGACUGAACCAGGACUAAACCAGGACUAAACCAGGACUGAACCAGGACUGAACCAGGACUAAAACAAGACUGAACUAGGACUAAAACAAGACUGAAACAGGACUAAAACAAGACUGAACUAGGACUAAAACAAGACUGAACCAGGACUGAACCUGGAUUGAACAAGGACUGAACCAGGACUAAAAUAAGACUGAACCAGGACUAAACCAGGAUUGAACCAGAAAUAAACCAGGACUAAAACAAGACUGAACCAGAACUGAAUCAGGA
Molecule: messenger RNA, 3429 nt
Organism: Boleophthalmus pectinirostris (great blue-spotted mudskipper)
Lineage: Eukaryota; Metazoa; Chordata; Actinopteri; Gobiiformes; Gobiidae
Gene: slc26a5
Product: solute carrier family 26 member 5
Exons: 18
Coding region: 296-2557 (753 amino acids)
Biological process (GO): transmembrane transport
Cellular component (GO): membrane
Molecular function (GO): chloride transmembrane transporter activity; oxalate transmembrane transporter activity; secondary active sulfate transmembrane transporter activity
Source: RefSeq, a predicted model, not a curated record